UUCUAAUAUGUUCCUUAAUCCUUAACUCAUAGAAGAUGCUUAGGAAUCUGCCAACCAAAAUCCUUAAUCUAAUUAAAGAUAAUAACCGAAAGGUCGAUCUAAUGUCACUAAGUUUUAAGCGAAAACAAAAGAAGAGCCCAAAUAAGAAAGUAAGCCCUUGAGUAGAAUUUAAUAAGUAAUUAUCGAUUUAAGAGUUACAGAAAGAGAUAGAAAUACAAAAGAAAUAUGGAGAAUAUGAAAUCAAAUAGAAUGAUGAAAUGGUGGAAAGUUUAGUUUAAUUUAAUUCAGAUCCAGAAUUGGAAGACACAAUAAAAUAUACAAAUCCGUUAGUAGAUACUCAAAAUAAAUAGGAGGAACAAAAGGUAUAAAGCUAUCAAUUUAUUUAUAGCCUCAAUAAUAUACGAAACCUCUGCCUACAUUAGAAUUUUAAGAGCUAAGUGUAUUAUAGAACAAUAAACAAUACAAAAAAAAACUUGGUCAAAACGAGUCUACCUAUGAUCAAGAUUUCGAAUUAGAAAUUGAGAAAGUAAGCAUCAAUGUAUAUUUAAGUUCGCUAUUAUUGGAAAUAAUCAUAACCAAUAUUAUGAGCCUGGACAAUAAUUAAGCCAAGAUGAUUCUUUACCUCAACUCUCAAAGCAAAAUCAUACAAUUCAAUUUGUGUAAAGUGAAGAUUAGGAAACCAAACCAAAAGAAAAUAUUGCUAAAGAUGAUGAGAUGAUAAUUUAAAAAUAGACAAAUUAAGAAGAGGAGAAUAUAAUAUAAAAUAAUAAUAAUUAUCAGGAGUUCUCAGAAAUUAUACUUCUAGAUUAAGAUGAGAAUGUGGAUGAUUCUGGAUUGUUGUCUCAGUAUUAAUAAGAUAAAAGGAAAGAAUUGAAAUAGCAGAAUGAUAAAGUUUAAAUGGAUCUCACUAAUGAUACAUCUGAAAUUAUAGAAUAAUAACAGAAUAUGCAAUAAUUCCAAUAAGUAAUUUAGGAAUAACCGAAAUAAACUUGUCCAUAUCCAAAGCCUCUCCCAUCCAUUGAGUUUCCCCACGGUAAGAAGCAUUUUCUUUUAAAUCCUGCUCCCAAAGGAGGGAUGAUCCAAUGUACAAUCAAGAGAGAUAGAAGUGGAAUGAACAGAUUUUACCCAAAAUAUCAUCUUCAUAUAUCAAAUGGGUUUUUGUAUUUGAUGAGUGCAAAAAAGAGAGCUUGUAAUAAUACAAGCAAUUAUAUCAUCUCUAUGUCAAGAGAGGACUUGGAUAAGGGAAAUAAUUUCAUUGGCAAAGUAAGAAGUAAUUUCAUGGGAACCGAAUUUGUAUUAUAUGAUGCAGGGUUGAAUCCUGAUAAAACAAAAGAUCAAUCUAAACUUCGAUAACAACUUGGCAUCGUUUAAUAUGAAAGCAAUAUUCUAGGAUCCAAAGGACCAAGAAAAAUGGUGGUAUCUAAUUCUUCUUAUUAAGGUUUUAUUGCCAAAUUUGGAUGCCGAAGAUUAACUUUAUGUUUUCAAACCAACUAAUUCUAAGGAUGGAAUACUGAAGGAAUUUUAAAAUAACAACAGAAAUCAUAUCGUUACAUAUGUCAAUCGGCCUCCUUAAUGGAAUAGCAAACAUAAGGCUUUUGUUCUUAAUUUCUACUAAAGAGUAGAUAAACCAAGUGUCAAAAAUUUUCAACUCAUUGUAGAUAAUAAGGAGGACAAUAUUUUGCUGUAAUUUGGGAGAGUUGGAGAUGAUCUUUUUAAUUUAGAUUUCUAAUAUCCUAUUACUCCUUUACAGGCAUUUUAAAUUGCAUUAACCAGUUUUGACUACAAAAUUGCAUGUGAAUGA
This is a messenger RNA of Paramecium octaurelia, 1801 nucleotides long. Lineage: Eukaryota; Ciliophora; Oligohymenophorea; Peniculida; Parameciidae. The record is from the annotation of a GenBank genome assembly.